CGGGCGCAUACCCCCCUCUCCUUCGUGUCGCGUAUUUGGGCAUGGCCCAUUAUCUCGCGUGAGCUACCCGACUGCUUCGUCCUACCCUGUAUCCUUCCUCUCCUUCCCAUCUUUUUCCCCUUCCUUCUGUCGCCUUCGCAUCUCUCCCCGCACCGCCGCCGACUGCUUCUUCGUUUGCAUUGAUUCCGCGCGUUGGCUUCUUCUUCGUUUGGAUCGAUUCCCCGCGGCGGCUUCUUCUUGGUCUCCCUUGUUUUUCCGGUUGGAACCCUAGGCGGAGGCCAGCGCUAGGGUUUGGAUCGAACCCUAGCCGGAGAUCGCCAUGGAUCCAGAUGUACCAGAUGGUAUUCAAGAUGCGCAAGACGAAUAUAUACAACAGGUGGAUGCAAAUGGUCUUCAUGAUGACCAAGGCGCACAAGAACGAGGCCAAGUUGAACAACCAGAAGGGGACGAACCAUUUCAACAUAUUCCAAGAGGUCUUCGCAAUGACUCAGGUGCCCGAGUGUUCCCUAGGAAGUUGUGCAAGCCUACAUACAUUACCAGACUGUCUUUCAAGCGUUGGAACAAAACUGUUAAGAAGUUUAGUGACAUUCAGCUAGGUCAUGUGACAAAGUACAAAAUGGAAGCUCUGCUUCAUAUGCCAAACAAACUUAAAAUUCCAAUGAAUCUGCUUGAAUGGAUAGAUCAGCAUAUGUUUGGAAGUAAAGAGCCAUGUUUCAAGCAUAAGAAUAAAGUUAUCAAGAUUACUAAUGAUAUGGUCAACAAAAUUUUCGAUUUCCCUGGUGGCACCGAGCCUUUUAUAUUCAGUAGUGAUGAUCCCCAAGUGAAGGCAGAGGUUUCAGAGUUAAGGAACAAGUAUGUUGAUCAUCGGAACAAAAUGCCAAUCAACAAAAUAGAGGAGGUGAUGCUUAGUGACGAGACAGAAGAUGGUUUUAUCAGGAGCUUCACAUUUUAUUUCCUAUCAUCUAUCUUGUGCCCUGCAUCAUACUGCUUUGGCAACAUGAAGUUCUUGUACUCUCUAAGAGAUGUUUCUGCUAUCCCUUCACUUGACUUUGGGAAAUUGGCACUGGAUUUCAUGCGUGAGGAAUUAGAGCGUCACUUUGAAAUGAUCAUGAACAGGCCAACUAUUGAGGAAAUGAACAAGUCUUCAUAUAUUAGGGGAUGUCUUCCUAUUUGGGGAAUCAUUUAUCUGGAUUUUGUUGAUUUUGAUUUUAUUGAGAAUCACCAGUCAACUGUGGAUUACUCUCUUCCUCGGAUAUCUCAUGUGAAGACUGAAGAUUUCAAGUAUCUUGCAAUGGUUGAUAGGAAUUAUGAGUCUAGGAAAAAUUACGGGGUUUUACCACUGCGCAACAUAUCACGCACCCCAUAUGCCAAUGAGGCGCCUAUUAAUAAUGCUCUUGAUGCUGCUGGUGUGUUUAAUUCAGUUCCUUAUGCGGAGGUCAACAAUGCCAAUAGUGUUGCGAAGUUCUAAAUGAGAACACGUCAAUUGAUUCAAAAUGUCCACAAAUCAUUCCAGAAGGUCCCAGUUGCGCUGCAAAAGUUGAACCAGACGUAAAAGUGAAACCAGAGCCACAUUUGAAAUCAUAGGUAGUUUUUUGUGUUGUUCCCUUUUUACGUUCUUAUCUAAGUGCUUUCUUGAAAGAAUUGUCCUGUUUACUAACAUUUUUACAAUCCAGGGUCCCUCCAAUGAUGUCUUUAAGCAGGAGCCAAUCGGACCAAAUUUAAGCUACUUUUUUUGUAUUUGCUCUUUUUAUGUGUGCGUGUGCUAUCUUUGUUUAUCUCAUUCUUUUCAUUCUUUGGCCUGAUUUAUGUGUCUUUCCUUAUAACCAGAACUUGUCUGUCUUGAAUUCUAUGCACCAAACACCAAUUUUCCUGGAAUAGUAUAACUUUUAAGGUUAUUUCAGAGAGCUCAAGAUUUUGCACUUGUGCUUAGCUUAUUGUGCGCUAUGGCUAUUCGGGUCAAGUAGAACUUGUUCUAAGCAUAUUUGUCUUUGCUCAUUAUCUCAGUCUGUUUGUAAAUAGCCAAUUUGAAUGCGGCAGGACUAUAUAUUAUAGAUUAAGUGGAUAAGUUGUGUAGUAAUGAUUGCAACUGAAUUUUACUAUAGAUUUUUUGGUAAUUUGAUAAUACCAUUUUUUCACUCUAUUUUAUGACUGAUCAUGACCAGCAGUUUUAAUACUGGAUUCACAAGUAAACUGGUGUGGAACCUUUCUAUUUGAAAUUAAUGUUGCAUGUAGCUUAUAGUACUUCUAGCUAGUUAACUUGUUAUCUGAAUUCUGCGUUUUUCCUUAUGUCCAAAACAUUUCGGUCCUGAAUUCGGUGUACCAAACACCAAUUUUCCCUGUUCAUGAUACACCUCUGAAUACCAACUCUGUUGAUUAAGCAACUACUUCACAACCUACGGUCUGCUUGAAGUUUUACAAAAAAAAUCCUGAUCAUAAUUUUGAUUGAACUUACAACAACAUUUCAACUUCCUUUCUCAGCAGGAAGGAGUCUUUGUAUCGACUAAAGCAGCUGAUAUCAAUUUUUCUGGUGGAGUUAAUGCAAAAAGAAGUUUUAUAUUGAUUAGUUCUACUUCUCCAAAUGAAAGAGUCAAGCGCUUCCAAGGGACUCCAAUCAGUAUUGAGGAUGAUUCUCCUAUCACUCCUGCUCCUGUGAGUAAUGAAGACAUACCAGCCUCUCACUGUCAUACAAGUGAGGGAAUUCCAAUGAACGUGGACUUUGCUGACCAACAAGACCAUUCUACAAUGAAUAAUGCAGAAGCUGGACCAAGUACAAGACCUAAUACAAUUGAAAAGAAGAACAGAAAAAAAGAGCAGCUAAACUUCAAUCUCCUGAUCCACCCAAGAAACUCAAAAUAUCUCGAGAAGUGGAUAUGUUCUUUUCCAAAUAUCUGAGGAAGCAUAUCUUCCAAGAAUACACUCUUUUUCUUGACAUAGAAGGUUUUCCUAUAAGCUAUGAGAAUUACUUAAAUUCAUUCAAAGUGAGGGGUGAGAUUGGAGAUGAAGUGAUGAACUCAUUUAUUCAAGUUCUUAACUAUCAAUCAAAACUGUCAUCUGAAGUAAAGCCUUGUAUCAAGAAGUACUGUUUCACUUCAUACUUCACUGAUAAAUUGUUGGUUCCCCCUGAGUUAUUUGAUCCAGUUACGUGCAUACGAGAAUUUGACAGGAUCAAUGCAGAAGAAAGCCUCUGGAAACCAGACCUGUUAUAUUUCCCUACUAUAAAAUCAAACCACUGGGUUAUACUUUCCAUCAACUCUCUCUUCGAGAGAUCUCACUUUUUUUAUCCCUGUGGCACUAUUACGGGAACUACCCAAGAAGAACUUCUCUACAACUUGCUUUCCAACUACAACAUGCUCUGCAAGCUGAGUAAAAAGCCAUUCAAUAAUGUAUUCUCUUUCAAGCUUCAACCCGUAGGUCCUUACCCAACAAACUCUCUCAUGCAUGACUCAGGCCACUAUCUGCCUUUGUACAUGGAAAAUUUUGAAGGCAAAGCUAUGAAGAGUUUCAGCGUGGCCAACAUUCCGAAGUACAGAAUGAUCUCUGCGUUCAAGUUAUUCAAAAGCAUUUUGAACAAGCUGAAAGAAGAAGAUCUGCCAAUACCAAAUUGACUUUCGCACGAGAUGCAUCUGCAAACAUUUUUUAAUGUGUAAUUCAUCGGAGAAAAGAAAUGCAUUUCCAUGUGUGCAACAGUUUCACCUGUAUUCGUAUGGCAGUAGAUGCACUUUACUAGUUGUUUAAACAUAUGUUACCGUGAGCAACUCCUAUACUUUUUUUGGCCACCUACUCUACUUCGUGAUUUAUAUAGUACCUCUGUUGCUAUCA
This is a messenger RNA of Triticum aestivum (bread wheat), 3819 nucleotides long. RefSeq lists its product as uncharacterized. NCBI's taxonomy places the organism in Eukaryota, Viridiplantae, Streptophyta, Magnoliopsida, Poales, Poaceae. The record is from RefSeq and is a predicted model, not a curated record. The transcript is spliced from 14 exons. The coding region runs from base 320 to 1468 and encodes 382 amino acids.